Messenger RNA from Lachancea nothofagi CBS 11611, 3897 nucleotides. The record is from the annotation of a GenBank genome assembly. NCBI's taxonomy places the organism in Eukaryota, Fungi, Ascomycota, Saccharomycetes, Saccharomycetales, Saccharomycetaceae.
AUGUCUGCGAUAUAUAAGCUUUCGAUACAGGGAAUUCGGUCGUUUGACUCAAAUGAACGCGAAACGAUCGAGUUUGGCAAACCUUUAACGCUCAUCGUAGGAACCAAUGGUUCAGGUAAAACCACAAUUAUCGAGUGUCUGAAGUAUGCGACAACGGGGGAUCUGCCACCAAACAGCAAAGGUGGUGCCUUCGUACACGAUCCGAAAAUUACUGGCGAAAAAGACGUGAGAGCUCAAGUAAAACUAGCCUUUACCAGCGCCAACGACGUGAAUAUGAUAGUUACUAGAAAUAUUCAGUUGUUAGUGAAAAAAACCACCAACACCUUCAAGACGCUCGAAGGCCAGCUCGUGGCUGUCAACAAAGGCGAACGCACUACACUAAGCAGCAGGGCUGCAGAACUUGAUAGUCAGGUGCCGUUGUAUAUGGGUGUUCCAAAAGCUAUUUUGGAUUACGUUGUAUUCUGCCAUCAGGAAGACAGUUUAUGGCCUCUCAGCGAACCAUCGACCCUAAAGAAAAGAUUUGACGAGAUAUUUCAGGCCAUGAAAUUCACCAAAGCGCUAGACAAUUUGAAGGUGAUUAAGAAGGACAUGUCUAUCGAUAUUAAGCUUCUCAAACAGUCCGUGGAGCACCUGAAAGUCGAUCGAGACCGAAGUCGCUCGUCUAAAAUAAACAUAUCUACUUUAGAGAAGAGAAUUGAGGAAUAUACGGCACAAGUGCGACAUGUUGACCAGGAACUCAACGAAAUAACUCAACAAUCCGAUAAACUGUUCAAAUCUAAUCAAGAAUUUCAACAAGUUUUGAGCAUGAUGGAUGGUCUCAAACAUAACAGAAACUCACUAGCAGAACAGAUUGGGCGAAUUGAAAGCACUACGGAACCACUGGACCUGCCGCGAGGAAAACUUGAGAGUUUGGUUGCAAACUUUUCAUCUGCGUUAGAAGAAAAGCAAAUUCAUGUCCAACAUCUUCAAGAUCAAAUUCAGCAAAGUGGGGAGAAGUUGGACGAUGCUCGCAAAACAUACAAUGCUCUCAUAUCAAGGCAAGGCGGCCUGAAGGCCCGUGAAGAAACAUGCGGUAUUCACAAAAACGAAUUUACAUCACUUACUGAAAAGCUGCGUAGGGAGUACGCUAUCCAAGGUGAAAAUGUAGCAUCUCGGCUUGGUACUCAUUUGGAAACCUGCACAGACAAACUGAAUGCCCUAUGUCUACAAAAUAGGAAAGAGCAAGAUGGUAUAAGGAAGGCGUUUUCAGAACUGGAAAACUCACGCAUUAAGCAAGAGCAGCAUUUGAUUUAUUCUAAAAACGACAAAGAAAAACUAUUGGGAGAGCUGGAUUCGUUAAGAUUGAAAUUAGGUGAAAUGUCUGACGCCGAGGAAGAACUGAAAAAAGAGAAAGAGACUAUAAAGGGCUACGAAGCACGGCUGAGCGGCCACGAUGGUGAGAGCGAAAUAAGCGCAAUUACAUCUCAAAUAAAAGAAAAAAAUGCCAAAGUCUUAAUUUUGGAAGAUGAUCUGGAGAAAAAUCAUCGAGAAUUGCUCAAAGUCAAUGAACAAGCAGACUUAAAUGCCAAGUAUACUUUGCUCAGAAAAACGCUAGACAAAAAAACAGGCGAACUAGAAAAGUCUUACUCAUACCUGUCUAACGAUGAAAAAGCCAAGCUUUGGAAACUAAUUGCAAACUCGGAUCUCGAGUUAGAAUUCAAAAGGCUGUACGUAAACUUGCAAAAAGAAUUAGCAGGUAUAACUAGAGAGCACAAUAACAUCUCAAAGAGCAUGGCCGAGAAGGUGUUCAUACAAGAAAAGUCAAAUGCUGAACUUGAACAAAAUGAAAAGAAGCUGAUUAGUCUUCAAUCAAAAAUCAAGAAUGGGCUGCCGGAGGACAGCUCAGUGGAUGAUUAUGCUGAACUUCUGCAGGAGGCUGAGGAAUCUUACAGAGUGGCUGUCGAGAACUUGAAGAUGUACAAAACAACUCUAGAAUUUAACCUCAAGGCACUUGAAGUGGCGAAGAGCAACAACUGCUGCUAUUUGUGCCAAAGAAAGUUUCAUGAUGGAGAAGAACAAAGCUACUUGCUAGAAGAACUACAGUCUAGGACUAAUACGCAGUAUGAAGAAACUUUGAAAGACGUUUUGCAGGAAGAAAAAGAGUACUUAGGCUCUCUGCGUAAACUUGAAAGUGAUUUUAUAAUGAUGAAGUCAUUAGCUGAUUCAAAGCAGGUUCUGGAGAGGCAAAUUAACGACGUCUUCAUCAACAUUAAUACGGAGACCGUAACAAUGAAAGCUAGCGAAGUUCGCCUGGAAACGGUAAAGGCUGAACUUGAUCAUGUUGAAAACGUCAUCCGCCCACUUGUGGAAGGUAUAUGUCGACUCAGAAAGGAAGUUAAAUCACUUGAUAAAGAGUUUCAAGAUGUAUCAGAUGAGAUUAGUGUGACAAAUGGUUUGGGCGAUAGUUUCAAAACUGCAGAAGAGCUACAAACAAUUCAAAAGCAGCUGAGCAAUUCACUCAGAGAAUGGAGACGGGAACUUGGGGAACUGCAAGAAAAGAAAGAAACAAAGUCAAAAGAACUCACCAACUUGUUGGGCCUUAUACGAGAGAAAAAAUACAAGAUUUACGAAUUUGAAAAGCAGUUGAAUGAAAAAGAGCACGUAGCCUCUUCUAUCCGUGAGCAUGAAGAUUCAAUCGAUCAAGUUGAGUCGAUUAUUGCCUCUGUAUCGUUCUCUUUAGAAAAGCUUUCAAACGAGAUUGACGCUUUGAAAAGAGAUUUAUCCUCCAGAGAGGACCAGGCUACGUCGCUUGAAAUGUCAGAAAAGAGGAAGUUAGAUGCGUUAAGAGAUAAGCGCGAGUCACUUAUGAGACUGUUAACAGAUAUUCAAGAGUUUGAAACGAUAUACGCCUCUCAGUUGAAGGACUCUGAAAAGGACAUCAGUUUGUGUAAUGAGCAAAUCACCAUUCUUGUUGAAGAAACGGCUUCACUCAAUAAGGACUUAAUUCUUCAAAAGCAAAAGAUCAAUGAUUCUUCUAACGAACUAAAGAAUCUUAAGCUUAACAUUGACAUGAUAGACUUGAGGUCAGAACUCGAAAAGGUUGAAACAGAAUUAAAAAUUCUCAAUAUUCAGAAUGCUGAGGCUCAAAGAGAUAAAUAUCAGCAAGAAUCUGCUCGUCUCAGAAGUCUUUUUGAAAAGUUAUCAUCCGAUAAUGCAGGGAGGAUGGGUGAAAUUAAACAGCUUCAAAAUCAAGUUCAGUCACUAGUCGCGCAGCUCAAGAGUGACUACGACGAUGUGGACAAUAUCUACCAAAAGGAAUGGGUCAAACUGCAGACUAAGACGAUUGUUACCGAUGAUAUUGAAAUAUACUCUAAAGCUCUUGACAGCGCUAUCAUGAAGUAUCACUCUCUCAAAAUGCAAGAUAUCAAUAGAAUCAUUGACGAGCUCUGGAAACGGACGUAUAGCGGAACUGACGUGGAUACCAUAAAGAUUAAGUCUGACGAAGUAAGUACUACAACAAGGGGAAAGUCUUACAACUACAGAGUAGUCAUGUAUAAACAGGAUGCAGAGUUGGAUAUGCGUGGAAGAUGUUCAGCUGGCCAGAAAGUUUUGGCUUCAAUCAUGAUAAGGCUUGCUCUUUCAGAGACGUUUGGAGUCAAUUGCGGUGUUAUUGCGCUAGACGAGCCAACAACGAAUUUGGAUGAAGAAAACAUUGAAAGCUUAGCAAGAUCCCUCAACAAUAUUAUAGAGUUCCGGAGGCAUCAGAAGAACUUUCAAUUGAUCGUUAUUACCCAUGACGAAAAGUUUCUACGGUAUAUGAAUGCUGCUGAGUUUGCAGAUCAUUUUUACAAGGUCAAAAGGGAUGAUCGGCAAAAAUCUCAAAUUGAAUGGGUAAAUAUAAAUAAGGUGAUUAGUUAA